Prunus armeniaca (apricot) is the source of this 855-nucleotide messenger RNA. The record is from the annotation of a GenBank genome assembly. Lineage: Eukaryota; Viridiplantae; Streptophyta; Magnoliopsida; Rosales; Rosaceae.
AUGGCUAUUGAUGUCGUCGGGUUCUCAAGGAUGGACGAUCGGACGGCCAUGGAGGAAGCAGCCUCCGCCGGCUUGCAGAGCAUGGACCACCUGAUCCGCGUCCUAUCGAAUCAAAACCCAUCCCAAACCCAAACCCAAACCCCCCUCGACUGCCGAGAAAUCACCGACUUAACCGUCUCCAACUUUAAGCAGCUCAUCUCCGUCUUGAACCGGACCGGUCACGCUCGGUUCCGCCGCGGACCGGCCAAUCAAUCCUCCACCCCGGUCCAACCGGUCCAACCCAAGCCUCAGAUAACUUCGAGUGCUUUUUCUGUCCCUAAGUCCAACAACGACGACUCUCUCACUCUAUCCCCGCCAAUCUCCACAACGUCGUCGUUUUUGUCCUCCAUUACAAUCGGAGACGGCAGCGUUUCGAACGGUAAAGCCAUCUCGUCAAUUCUCGCGCCACCGGCGCCUUCUUUCUCAGCCGGGAAACCUCCUCUCUCCCAAUCUCACCGGAAACGGUGCCACGAUAACGACGUCGCAGCUAAAACGUCGUCGUCCGGCCGCUGCCAUUGCUCUAAAAGAAGGAAGUCUAAGGUUAGGAGGACGAUUAGAGUGCCGGCGAUUAGUUCAAAAAUCGCCGAUAUACCUUCGGAUGAAUUCUCCUGGAGAAAGUAUGGUCAAAAGCCGAUCAAGGGCUCGCCUUACCCGAGAGGGUAUUAUAAGUGUAGCAGUGUGAGGGGGUGUCCAGCGAGGAAACACGUGGAGAGAGCACAAGACGACCCCACUAUGCUCGUCGUUACUUACGAAGGCGAGCACCGUCACCCUCACCCUUCCAUCACAGCCGGUUCUGUGGGCCUUGUUUUCCAGUGA